This is a messenger RNA of Arabidopsis arenosa, 413 nucleotides long. Lineage: Eukaryota; Viridiplantae; Streptophyta; Magnoliopsida; Brassicales; Brassicaceae. The record is from the annotation of a GenBank genome assembly.
CCGAAAAUUAUUUCAGAAUUAACAAUGACACGCUGUGUUGGUUUGGUUAACCGGGGAACAGAAGAAGAGGAGAAACAAGAACCUGAACGCUAUGGCGAGGGAAGUAGUGAAGACGGCGAUGAUGAUCUGUUCGAGAUAAACCUGGAGGCCAUUAGUGAUACGACGGAGUCUCCACCGUAUGAUGGGCAGAGAUUUCCGGCGAGAACAGGAAGCGUUUUACUGGCCAACUGUCUAUUACCAGCUGCGGAAAUCUCUUGUGCCGUGCCGGCAACAUCAAGAGGUUGGAGUGAUUUGGUUUGGUUUGGAGGGGUUCUCUAUGUUGAAAAUCUAGGUGUUGAGAGUAAGAAAGCUUAAUUAGAUAGUAAUAGUAUAUAUCUAAUGGUAUUAUUUUUUAAAAAACUAUCUUAUAGAUA